Molecule: messenger RNA, 753 nt
Organism: Darwinula stevensoni
Lineage: Eukaryota; Metazoa; Arthropoda; Ostracoda; Podocopida; Darwinulidae
Source: the annotation of a GenBank genome assembly
AUGAAUCCAAACGCCUUCACCUCGGCUAACUGUGGAGCAAUCGAACACUUAUGGUGCGUGAUUGGUGGGGCAACUGGGAAGAUCGUGAUAGGAAUUUCCUAUAGGCCCCCUAACUCUUCUCUUGAGGAUGAAGCAGCUUAUUUUGCACUCAUGCGUAGGAUCGGCGAGAUUUCGAAGCAGAACUUGCAUUGGUACCCUGUGGUCAACAGGUUGCAGCGAUCCAACUACGCACAUCACAAGGUUGUGGCUCUGGAGAAUGAUGAUUGGGUUGCAAUGGUGGUAGAUGGGAUGGACCAGAAGAAAACAAAUGUUCCUCGGUUCGCCCAAGAAGACAAGCAUACAAAUAGCUUGCAAAAUCUUGUCACUCAUAUUGAAGCCCAUCAUCGGUUCCAUGGCAGUCGGAGACUGGGCAUAUGUGCUGGGACCAACGACCUUCAUCCGGGGAUGUUGGCCGUCGUCUAUACAGAGGAGAAAACAUCACGGCCAUGGGUGGGAAAUAUAACCUCCAUAGAAGAGAAAGAAGCGACCAUCCACUGGUACAAGGGGACUUAUGAGAAAUCUUGGAACCCAAUGAUUGGAAUUGAAAGCCUUUCAACCGUUCCCCGAGAAUCACUCCUCUCAUGGGAAUUCAACCUAACAGACAAGAGGCAGCUGCUGAGGAUCGAAACGAGGGAAGAAUUAAAGCGACUUCAUCAAGAGACUGACCAAAUAAUACUCAGGGAACUCCACCAAUGCCACCCAGUUUCAGCCUAA